CAAUGGUGCGGCCUGUAAGGCAUAAGAAACCAGUCAAUUACUCACAGUUUGAGGACUCUGACAGCGACGAUGAUUUUAUUUCUGGAACUGUACCUUUAAAAAAGAAAUCCAGACCACAGGCGUUGAAACAAGAGAAACCAAAACCUAACUUGAAGAAUCUCCAGAAUGAAGACAUUACACUGCAAGAGAACAGCCCUAAAAAAAGGCCCCUUAAGAGUACAUUUAGUAUUCUAGCUGGUGCCGUGCAUUGUACCAAAAUGGCUUUAGAUGACAAACUCUACCAGAGAGACUUAGAAGUUGCACUAGCUUUAUCAGUGAAGGAACUUCCAACAGGUGAUGUGCAGAGAUCUCAUGGUAAAUGCAUUGAAAAACAUGGCAAUAGUAAAACAGAAACAGUGACUAAGUCUCCUCAUAUCUCUAAUUGCAGUGUAGCCAGUGAUUAUUUAGAUUUGGAUAAAAUUACUGAGGAAGAUGAUGUUCGAAGUACUCAAGGGAAAAGGAGAGCAGCCUCUAAAGCUGCAGUACAGCAGAGGAAGAUUCUUUUGGAAGGCAGUGAUGGUGACAGCGCUAAUGACACCGAGCCAGACUGUACAACUGGUGAAGAUUCUGAGGAUGAUUCUGAUUUUGGUGAGGAUGGAGAUGAUGAUGUAGACUUCACUGUGAGAAAAAGUAAAGGUAAAGAAAUUAAAAAGAAAGAAGUGAAGGUGAAAUCCCCAGUAGAAAAGAAAGAGAAGAAGUCUAAAUCCAGAUGCGGUGCUGCAGUGACUUCAGUAGACUCUGCUCCAGCGGCUAUCAAAUUGGAAUCACAACCUUCACCCAAAAAGGUUUCUCUUUCUUCAGAGGCCACUAGGAAACCAUCACAAAUACGCAGUCCUUUAACUGAAAGCAAGAGACCUAAGUGGGUGCCACCAGCUGCAUCCGGCAGUAGCAACAGCAGUAGCAACAGCAGUAGCCCACUGACAGGAGCUUCCGUCAAGUCUCCAAAUCAGAGUCUCCGUCUCGGCUUGUCCAGAUUAGCACGAGUUAAACCUUUGCAUCCAAGCGCCACUAGCAGCCGAGUGUGGUAGUGAAGAAAUGUU
This is a messenger RNA of Otolemur garnettii (small-eared galago), 1079 nucleotides long. RefSeq names its product RAD51 associated protein 1 (gene RAD51AP1). The coding region runs from base 3 to 1067 and encodes 354 amino acids. The record is from RefSeq and is a predicted model, not a curated record. Lineage: Eukaryota; Metazoa; Chordata; Mammalia; Primates; Galagidae. Gene Ontology annotation, molecular function: single-stranded DNA binding; double-stranded DNA binding. Gene Ontology annotation, biological process: interstrand cross-link repair; double-strand break repair via homologous recombination. The transcript is spliced from 10 exons.